This is a messenger RNA of Linum tenue, 1448 nucleotides long. The record is from the annotation of a GenBank genome assembly. NCBI's taxonomy places the organism in Eukaryota, Viridiplantae, Streptophyta, Magnoliopsida, Malpighiales, Linaceae.
CUUGUGGGAACUGGGAACCCAGAAUUGGGGAAAUACAUUUGGAUACGGACUGGAUAAGCCAAUCCCACUGCCACCACCACCAACACCAACAACCUUCACUCCUCAUCCAAAUUCCAUCUCCCCACAAAACCAACCAAAGGAACAAACACUGCAGACCUUCCUGAGGCCCAAAAAAGAGCAAGCUUCGACAUUCCCCUGCCUCUGUGCAUCAUGGCUCUCUCCACCAUUGCCGCCGCCGCCUCCUCUUCAUUCCUCACCCGCGUUGCCUCCCCUGCAUCCAACAACACCACCACCUGCUCAAUCUCCCAUAAUUUCGGGCCGCCGCCGGGCAAUUGCAAUAAACCCUUGAGAGUAGCCGUGAACAGAGCAACCAAAGGUUCCCCUGCCAUUUGUGAGCCGCUCCCUCCCGACAGACCCAUUUGGUUCCCCGGCAGCUCCCCUCCCGACUGGCUCGACGGCAGCCUUCCUGGCGAUUUCGGAUUCGACCCACUGGGACUCGGUUCGGACCCGGAGCUGCUGAAAUGGUUCGCCCAGGCGGAGCUGAUGCACGCGAGGUGGGCGAUGCUGGCGGUGGCCGGGAUCCUGAUACCGGAAGGAUUCGAGAGGAUCGGGAUGCUGGAGAACUUCAACUGGUACGAUGCGGGCGCCCGGGAGUACUUCGCGGACCCGGUGACCCUGUUCGUGGUGCAGAUGGCCCUGAUGGGCUGGGUCGAAGGGAGGAGGUGGGCCGACAUGAUCAACCCCGGCAGCGUCGACAUCGAGCCCGUGCUGCCGCACAAGCCCAAGCACGAGGCCGACGUGGGCUACCCGGGCGGGCUGUGGUUCGAUUUCUGGUCGUGGGGGACCGGGUCGCCCGAGCCCAUCAUGACGAUGAGGACCAAAGAGAUCAAGAACGGGCGGCUGGCGAUGCUGGCGUUUGUGGGGUUCUGUUUCCAGGCGGUGUAUACAGGGGAAGGUCCGAUUGAGAACUUGAUGGCUCACGUUGCUGAUCCGGGUCAUUGCAACAUUUUCUCGGCUUUCACAGGUCGCUGAGAGUGACAGUGACAGGGCUGGCUGCUUAAUUCUCUCAGUGGUGAUCGCGCAAGAGAAUGCUGUUUUUGUAGAUAUGUUCCCAAGUGUGAGCCCAUACAUACAUUUCUCAUAUUCAUUUGUUAAAGAGGAAGCGCAGCUAUAAAAAUCUAUGUAUUACAUCCGAUUUUGGGACUGCAUAUCUCAGUAUCUCCCUUCUACUAAUUCAGCAAACAAAAUGUACUCCAUAACAUUCACAAGCCGAAUUGGGAAUAGCGGUAGCGUCAAGUUUAGUAGAGGCUAUAACAUUGAAAUUUCGAUUUAAGGUUAUAGUGUGAGUGUUAGUAUGUAGAGAAAACAUUAGAAAGUAGAAGGAUGUGAGUUGUUUGCCCCCCACACUCCAAAAUAUAGAUAUAAUAAGUUAAUAACUAUGGUCUAUG